AUGGAAUCAGUGGCAAAGACUGUUUUUUGGAAGACUCACCGGACAAGCUGGAGUUCUAUUCGAAAUGUCCAUACACAAUGUAUUGCAAAUAUACGACCAGAAAGCGAGAGUGCCAAAGUGACCCGCAAUUCCCCUCUCUUCCACCAUUUGAUGAUGGCAAUGGAAGGCUCGAUGUGUAGUUUGGGCAUUUCGGUAAAGAUCCUCGAGGAGGUUGUAAAGCGAGUGGAGAAGAGUGCGGAUGAUAGCAGCCCUCCUUCAUUCAGCCCACCAACAAAAAUUGCAAGGACGAUGGUGACAGCAAAAACCUUAAGUCUACCAAAAAGCGUGACGCGACAGGCAACCAUAAUUCACCUAACGAAGCCGAAGAUAUUGCGGAACAUGGUGAUAUCAUAG
Messenger RNA from Penicillium digitatum Pd1, 393 nucleotides. NCBI's taxonomy places the organism in Eukaryota, Fungi, Ascomycota, Eurotiomycetes, Eurotiales, Aspergillaceae. The record is from RefSeq and is a predicted model, not a curated record.